AUGUCUUCAAUCCCAGGCAGUACGCGUUUGCCUGUCGGUAAUAAGGACUUUACAAAUGCCACAGUAGUCAUUAUAGGUGCCGGCAUUUCGGGGAUGUGUAUGGCCAUUGACCUCAUCAAGCGAAACAAAUGUUACAACUUUGUGAUUCUGGAGAAGAGCAGUAGUGUAGGAGGAACUUGGAAUGACAACAAAUAUCCAGGUUGUUGUUGUGACGGUUGGUCGCCCCGCCCAUUUUAUCCACGUACGAACAUCAUUGUUGACAUAGCAUAUCUCGUUAGCAUAGCCGAGAAGUACGGUCUCUACAAGCACAUCCGAUUCAACUCUACAGUCGAAGAAGCGCGCUGGGAUGACGAAGAGUCGAAAUGGAAAGUCUCUGUUCAAGUCUCUGGGCACAAGAUAGCGACUGAAUCUUCCGCGCGAGCCCGAUAUCCCGGAUUAAAGGAAUUCCAGGGCAAGAUGAUGCAUUCUGCCCGAUCGGACUGGAGUUAUAAUUUGAAAGGGAAACGAAUCGCGAUUAUUGGCAACGGUGCAACGGCCGCCCAAAUAAUCCCCGAAAUCGCAAAGGAAGCAUCUCAUCUCACGGUGUUCCAGCGGACUCCGAAUUGGGUGAUUCCUCGUCGUGAUGCCCCAGUCUCGGCGUUUCAACAAGCCUUAUUAACAUACCUUCCACCGCUUCGCUGGCGCAAGCGAGCUUUACAAAUGGAUUUCAGAGAAGGAUUCCAUGACGCGAUCUUCGACGAAUUACGGGAAAGGGCAUCGAAAUCGAGGGGGGCUGGCGAGCAGGAAUAUGACCUUAUCGUGCUUGCGACCGGAUUCAAGACUGUCGACUUCAUGUACCCCAUCCAGGUCUAUGGUUCUGGAGGUCGCACUUUAGGCGAUAUCUGGAACGGUGGUGCGAAGGCCUACUAUGGCAUGACUGUUGAAGAUUUGCCCAAUUUUGGCAUGUUUUACGGCCCUAAUACAAAUCUUGGACAUAACUCUAUUAUCUUGAUGAUCGAGGCUCAAUCACGAUAUCUCAAUACGAUGGUUGGCGAGGUGAUUCAGGCUCGGCAGCAGGGAAUGACCCUGGCUUUUAAACCCAAGCCCAGUAUCCUGGAAGAGUAUAAUGAUCGCAUACAAAAGUUACUAAGGGAGAGUAGCUUUGCUGAUCCUAAUUGCAAUAGCUGGUACAAGCAAGACGAUGGAAAUAUUACCAACAACUGGUCUGGGACCGUCGUUGAUUACCAGCAAAACCUGUCCCAGGUGCAGUGGGAGGACUAUAUUGCCGAGGGCUCUGGAAAAUACGUCGUUGUUGACAAAAAGCCUUCUCGUAUUGGUCGAGUUCGUGAGGAAACGCUGUUCAGCGAUACCUCUCUGCUCAUUGGAGCCGCUAGUAUUCUGGCAGCAGCUGGUGGGUACCUUCUGGCUCGGCCUCGACUUAUGAGGGCAUGA
This is a messenger RNA of Penicillium manginii, 1431 nucleotides long. RefSeq names its product flavin-containing monooxygenase. The record is from RefSeq and is a predicted model, not a curated record. The coding region runs from base 1 to 1431 and encodes 476 amino acids. Gene Ontology annotation, molecular function: flavin adenine dinucleotide binding; N,N-dimethylaniline monooxygenase activity; NADP binding. NCBI's taxonomy places the organism in Eukaryota, Fungi, Ascomycota, Eurotiomycetes, Eurotiales, Aspergillaceae. The transcript is spliced from 7 exons.